UGCCCACUUCUCGCCGGUCCAGCAAUUAUUUCCGCACAUGAGGAACUCGUGCACUUCCUCCGCUCCCCCUCCCAAAGCCAAUCUCGUAACGCACACACUGCACACGUUAUAUAAGACCAUCUCCUUCCUCCCCACCCGGCCAUCUCUUAGACCGUCAAGGGUUGAUCCUUGCACCAUGACUGCCACUAAUCUUCUUCUGUUUGUAUCCCUGGGAAGUAUCGAUCACUGUGACACCGAGCUGAGCCUCAGCCCCGGCGGCGUGUAUCAUCGCCACUCUUCCUACUCCGACACCUCUGCCAGUUCAAGCAGAGUGGAGGAGAAGGCAGCCGGGAAAGCACCACAGCCGCCAGAGCAGCAGAUUACCAUGUUCUACAAUGGUCAGAUCUGGGUCUGCGACGUGACGGAGAUUCAGGCGAGAGCCAUCAUAAACUCGGCCAAGCGGGAGAUGGAGGACGUGGAGGCUCAGAAACAGAGCAGCCGACGACAGGGCUCGUCGUUUCCUCCUCCGGACGCGACGCCGUCUGCGCCGACACGGCCGCCGCCGCUUCUGAAUCGAAGCCUGUCGAUGAAGCGAUCGCUGCAGAGGUUUCUGCAGAACAGGAAGACGAGGGCCGUAUAGUCCUCCCCUUACAGCCAUCAUCACGAAACUGCCAUCUGAACUUGUUUGCUGCACGGUUGUUGUAUUGGCUCUUUGUUCUCCAGUUAAUAUGGACUUUGAUGGAUUCAUGUUCGUGCA
Messenger RNA from Musa acuminata AAA Group (dessert banana), 736 nucleotides. RefSeq names its product protein TIFY 5A-like. The transcript is spliced from 3 exons. NCBI's taxonomy places the organism in Eukaryota, Viridiplantae, Streptophyta, Magnoliopsida, Zingiberales, Musaceae. The record is from RefSeq and is a predicted model, not a curated record. Gene Ontology annotation, biological process: regulation of defense response; response to wounding; regulation of jasmonic acid mediated signaling pathway. Gene Ontology annotation, cellular component: nucleus. The coding region runs from base 38 to 619 and encodes 193 amino acids.